Messenger RNA from Beta vulgaris subsp. vulgaris (sugar beet), 1786 nucleotides. Its product is annotated as aspartic proteinase 36. The record is from RefSeq and is a predicted model, not a curated record. Gene Ontology annotation, molecular function: aspartic-type endopeptidase activity. Bases 258 to 1709 code for a protein of 483 amino acids. The transcript is spliced from 11 exons. Gene Ontology annotation, biological process: proteolysis. NCBI's taxonomy places the organism in Eukaryota, Viridiplantae, Streptophyta, Magnoliopsida, Caryophyllales, Amaranthaceae.
AACAACAUCUCUCUCUUUUCUUCCCUCUCUAUUUUCUUCUUCUUGUCAUUUUUUCUUCCUGAAAUUCUAUUCUCUUCUUCUUUCUCUCUCCUCCAACCUCAAAAUAAAGGAAGCUGGUCAAUGGAGGAGCAGCUUCCUCUCUUAAUCUCCACUUAAAUUUACAAUAAUAAAAAAACAAAUCAAACCCAAAAAAAUUAAAAAUUUGAAAUUUUGAAUCUGGGGUUUUUCUGGGUUGUUUACAUAAAAAUCUGGGUACCAUGGAUCUACGCAUUUUAAUGGUUUUAUGUAUUUGCAUUUUGCAAAGUUUUCAACUUUCAAUGGUUUCAGGAAAUGCAUUUUUUAAGGUAGAACAUAAAUAUAAAGGUACCAAAAGAACGUUGAAGGAGCUUAGAGCACAUGAUGUUCGCCGCCAUGGAAGAAUGCUUGCUGCCAUUGAUCUUCCUAUGGGUGGUAAUGGGAAGCCUUCUGAUGCUGGGCUAUACUUUACGAAAAUUCAGAUUGGAAAGCCUCCUAAGGAGUAUCAUGUACAGAUUGAUACAGGAAGUGAUGUUUUGUGGAUUAACUGUGCGGGAUGUGACAAUUGUCCCAAGAAAAGUGGGCUAGGAAUAAAACUGAAUUUAUAUGAUCCCAAAGGUUCAUCUACGGCCAAAUUAAUCAACUGUGAUGAUUCGCAGUGUACUAUGAUAUACCAGGGAACUCUAUCUGGUUGCCAAUCAGAUAUGCCUUGUCAAUAUGAAGUUACUUAUGGUGAUGGGAGCACAACUUCUGGAUACUUUGUUGAAGAUGCUUUUCAUUAUGAUCAAGUCUCUGGAGAUUCGCCAGCAACUAGUGGGAACACCUCUGUAACUUUUGGGUGUGGGGCUAACCAAUCUGGUCAGCUCAGUGCAAGUGAUGAAGCACUUGAUGGCAUAAUUGGUUUUGGACAAGCAAACUCAUCUAUUCUUUCACAGCUUGUUGCAGCUGGAAAGGCACAAAAUAUGUUUUCUCAUUGCCUGGACAAUCAAAAGGGAGGUGGAAUCUUUUCCAUCGGGCAACUUGUCGAGCCAAAGCUGAAUAGUACUAAAUUAAUACCGAACCAGGCACAUUACAAUAUUGUCAUGAAAAGUAUAGAGGUGGCUGGUGAGGUUCUACAACUUUCUACAGAGACCUCUGGGAGCGACAGAGGCGCAAUUAUUGACAGUGGUACAACUUUGGCAUAUCUUCCAGAUGAUGUUUAUGACAAGAUCGUUGACACGAUUCUCUCCAAGCAGCCGAAUUUACAGUUACAUACUGUCGAGGAUCAAUUCAAAUGCUUUGAAUUCGCUGGAAAAAUCGAUGAUACAUUCCCACCUGUUACCUUCCAUUUUGCAAAUUCUCUCAACUUGAAAGUAUAUCCUCAUGAAUAUUUAUUUGCGCUAAAUGAUGGCGAUGAUAAAUGGUGCGUUGGUUGGAUGAACAGCGGCUUACAGUCUCGAGAUGGAAAAGAUGUUACUAUCUUGGGAGAUAUUGUACUGACUGGCAAAGUGGUGUUUUAUAACCUUGAGAAACAAACUAUCGGAUGGACCGAAUACAAUUGUUCGUCAAGCAUCAAAGUAAAGGACGCAGAGUCAGGAUCUGUGUAUACUCAUACGUAUCAAUCCAGUGGACAAACAAGAAGCUCCAGUUACCUUCACAAUCUAUGGCUUUGGGCUUAUGUUUCUGUAUUAGCAGCACUUGCAGCAUUUUCUUAAUCCUUCUAUAAUAUUACAUAGAAAAGUAAAUGACAAUUGAUUUUUGAAAAUUGGAAAUACAUAUUUUUAUACAACUA